AUGGAUCAACUUCGACAGAAAGUUAAUGAGAAACGUUCGCGCCAUUCUGAUACAAGCAAGGAAGAUGACUACACUAUAUAUGGCUAUGGCGUCACCGUGUCCGAAUCCGGUUCACAUAGCAAAAACAACAUCGAAGAUGAGGACAUCUACGUGUAUGGUGACGAAUGGAGCAGCGAAGACGACGAUGGUCGGUUUGCCCACUAUUGCGCCCACUCGCCAUUUUAUUUCUGA
This is a messenger RNA of Strongylus vulgaris, 231 nucleotides long. NCBI's taxonomy places the organism in Eukaryota, Metazoa, Nematoda, Chromadorea, Rhabditida, Strongylidae. The record is from the annotation of a GenBank genome assembly.